ACUUUGGCUUAAGCUAGAGGCGAUGUUCAACUCAAAAAGCCCAAUGGUGUUGGCGGGUGUUGGCCAUGAUCAAGGUGGCUUGGGUUGUGCGGCCAUUUGUGGUGUUCUCUGUGAUGGUCGGAAGUCAACCUUGAAUGCCACAACCUUUGCCCUUCGACCACGACGGGGAACGAUAACAGUCAAGAAAGCCAUCAACACUUCAAAAAAGGCUUAUUUUUCGACUGAUAGACUGAUCAUAGGAGCUUCAAAUGCUCAUACUGCGGCUAUUUGGGCGAUCGCGGUCACUCCGACUGACCAUGUCCUGAGCGCAUCUCUGGAUGGAACAAUUGCGCUAGAUGCAUCCUCUUCCUCAUCUUCAUUCAGUGCCCAGUCGACUGUACCGGGACUCGUACCUGGUGCUCGUAUUCGAACGUGGCCACCACACCCUCUAGGGUGGACAUCCUUGUCGGUUGCCGCUCAUCGAGCCGAUGGGGAGAACAAGGCUGUCGAGCAUCUAGCUUUGGUCAAUUCCAUCGCUGGGACCACAAUGAUGGUGAACUAUACAACAGGAGAGACCCUUGGCAAGAAGGGUAUUGGACAGCGGGAUAAAGGGCCUGGGACUGUCGAUGGAUAUGCCGAGCCUGGAUCCGGUUCGGUCACAAUACAUUCCACCGCUUUCACAAGUGGCAUGAAAAUGGAAGAGGGAGAAAGCGUUGAAUUCGGUUCACGAAUUGCGGAUAUCUCUACGGGCCGCUCAAAAUUUGGUCUGUUCGUUGACCAUUGUCCCUCGGAUGAUAAUAAAAUCGCAAUGAGUAAUGAAAGUGGGCAGCUGUUAAUGUCCGCAUCCGAUGACAAACGACUCGUCCUCCACGACGCUCGUGUUGCCAGUCAAUUCUCCACAGCAGCCCAUCUCACAGGACACUCGCAACCUAUUCUCUCUGUAGCUCUGUCUCCUGGAGACGGAAAGUUGGCUCUAUCUGGUGGGCGAGAUGGGACGGUCCGUGUAUGGGACGUGGGUAUGCGAAAGGCGGUGGCCGUCGUUCGGGAAGGUCCUGCCAUCUAUGGGGUGGCGUGGAGACCGAUGGCCUUUGCGGUCAAGCCAGAUUCAAAGGAGGAGGGUAUCUCUUUGGGAGCGGGUGGCAUUGGUGGUAGUGGUGCCGCUGGAUUUGUGACGGGUGGUGAGGAGGGUAUCGUGCGAUGGUAUCGUGGUGCAGGCGUUGCCUGA
This is a messenger RNA of Acaulospora colombiana, 1204 nucleotides long. The record is from the annotation of a GenBank genome assembly. Lineage: Eukaryota; Fungi; Glomeromycota; Glomeromycetes; Diversisporales; Acaulosporaceae.